ACAGGAAACAUCUGUCCCGUAUAAGCUAUGAAUCGCGGCACCUUGGCUUUCAGUCCAUUUCUACCACAGGCAGGCAGAAGGUGAUGUGACACACACUCUCUCACACACACACACACACACACACACAGGAGCUGCUAGAAACACAAGAAGAGUCGUCCACAACACAACACCACACCAUACCGAUGAUGACGGGGUGACGGUGGAUGGGGACGCGAGAAGGAGAGAAGAUAUUUUAUUCCGCCGGUAUAUAUUAAACGGAUUUAUACCAUGAGGAAAAGUGGAGCUACACUUGCAGACAGCGGGAAAUAAGACGACAAAAGGUGCUGCAAAAUGAAGACACCUAUGCACCAUGGAAUAGCUGUGUUUCUCGUCAUCACUCUGUGCGCCAGCCUGUUCCUCGUCUACAACGCCGGUUUCCACGGUAGCACCACUGAGAGCGGGAUGGUGGGUGCGGCGGGGGGGUCCAGAGACAGGAGCGGUGCCAGGAGAAGCUGGCAGACAGAGCAGCAGCAGAAAGCCUCAGUCAGACCUCCUCAUCCAGCCGUCCUACAGGGGUACAGCAGCAUCAUCGACCACAAGCCUCUGAAAAUGCGCUGCCGUAGCUGUGCGUUGGUGACCAGCUCCGGUCACCUGAUAGGUGGUGGUCGCGGCGAGGAGAUCGACGGGGCGGAGUGUGUGAUCCGUAUGAAUGACGCCCCUACAGUGCGGGGCUACGGUGGAGACGUCGGGCGCCGCACCUCCUUACGCGUCAUCGCUCACUCCAGCAUGCAGAGGGUCCUGCGGAACCGCCGCGAACUGCUCAACGCUUCCCAGGACACAGUGUUUAUCUUCUGGGGGCCCAGUAGUUACAUGCGACGGGAUGGGAAAGGUCUGGUCUACAAUAACCUGAGGUUGAUGAACCAGGUGCUGCCCAAACUAAAAGUCUAUAUCAUCUCCUGGCAGAAGAUGCUUCAGUUUGACGAACUCUUCAAGAAGGAGACGGGCAAGGACAGGCGUAUCUCUAACUCGUGGUUGAGUACUGGUUGGUUCACUAUGACCAUAGCUCUGGAGCUGUGUGACCGGAUCAAUGUCUAUGGCAUGGUGGCUCCAGACCACUGCAGAGAGCCCCAGCCCCCAUCUGUCCCCUACCACUACUACGAACCCCUCGGUCCAGAGGAGUGUGCCAUGUACAUCAGCCAUGAGCGAGGCCGCAGGGGAAGCCAUCACCGCUUUAUCACAGAGAAGAGGGUCUUCGCCAGCUGGGCUCGAACGUUCAACAUCCACUUCUACCAGCCUGACUGGGAGCCCACGCCGCUGGCCCCCGCUAACCGCACGCAAGGGGAGACGGUCUCAGUCAGCAUACAUGACUGGCGACCGGAAAUGGAAGUUGGAUGGUGACAGUGAACGGCUGGGAAUGGAAGUUGGAUGGUGACAGUGAACGGCAGGGCAUCUGUGGAAAAGAUGUAACUCAGGAUGGACUGAGGGUCUGGGCUGGAGAUGACGAUGGACAAGACCGCAUGAGACGAUCCAAAGUCUUCUGAUCACAACUGAAUGGCCCCAUACAGUAGGAUACUGACUACACAUGGUCCAUCACUGAGGAAAUCGACCGUCCUCCUCUAGCUAUCCGUCAUGGACAACUGUAAGGACCAAAUACAGCUGGCUGGUCCAUACCAGACUAUAUGUGAGGGCCCCACCCGACCCUUGUUCUCUAAUAUAUAAAAUGCACUGUAGGCUACAGUCAGGGACGGUGGAUGUUUUUGACAGGGUUGGGGGGCAGUAUUGUUUUAGCCUGAUUUAGAUAUGUUUCUGCUUAGAAUUGUGUUAGUCAACUUGUCUAUAGUAAGAUACAUGUAGCUUCUCUUCUGUUAUUAUAUGUUGCCCUAGAAGACUAAAUUGACAAUUGCUCAACAGGAUAAUGUUGUAAAUCGAUAGAAUGAACGUUUCAAUCUAGUAGGCAUCUGUAAAAGUUUUCUCUGUCAUCUCUGCUUCUUUCAUGGCGCAAAGACCUUUGGGGACCGGGGAGAAAAUGCAAUAACAAAAUAAAAAUGGGAAAGUUUUUUCUGUGUAGAAUUUCCAAAUGACAUCAGUUUG
Salmo salar (Atlantic salmon) is the source of this 2070-nucleotide messenger RNA. RefSeq names its product alpha-N-acetylgalactosaminide alpha-2,6-sialyltransferase 5. Gene Ontology annotation, molecular function: alpha-N-acetylgalactosaminide alpha-2,6-sialyltransferase activity. Lineage: Eukaryota; Metazoa; Chordata; Actinopteri; Salmoniformes; Salmonidae. Gene Ontology annotation, biological process: ganglioside biosynthetic process; oligosaccharide metabolic process. The record is from RefSeq and is a predicted model, not a curated record.